UCUCCCACCUCUUCACUUGUUCCUUCAUUUUCUUCUUUAUCUCACUUAUUAUUAUUAUUAUUACCACCUCGUAACUCUUCCUUGAUUAGCUCCGAAAUUCAAGAGAAGAAAAAUAUUUUCAACAAAAAUGGCUUUUCAUCUGUUGCCAAUGUCAGAUUUGGGUGUGCUUCGUUAGCGAAACAAAAAGUACGUACAGUGUUGUUUUGUUUGUCUUAAUUUGUUCCAUGGAGAUGGAGAGAGUUUUGUGGGUUGGCAUUGCUAUAGGACUUGUUUUCAGCAACUGGGUCGUAGGAUAUGAACAAUAUCACUUCAAUGAAACAGAGUUGUCUUUAUUAGAGGCUCAUGAAGCUUCCUUGUCCUACGCCGGGACCGAGAGAAAUAAUCUUCUGCUGGUAGGACUCACCCUUAUUCAAAAUGCUGCUGCUAAAGGAGCAGUCUGCUUGGAUGGAACAUUGCCUGGUUAUCAUUGGCAUCGGGGAUAUGGAUCAGGAGCAAAUAGCUGGCUUAUUAAUUUAGAGGGUGGUGGAUGGUGUAAUAAUAUUAGAACAUGUGUUUAUCGCAAGAAAACCCGGCGUGGAUCAUCAGAUUUCAUGGAAAAGGAGAUACCUUUUACUGGAAUAUUAAGUAAUAAGGCUGAAGAAAAUCCAGAUUUUUUCAAUUGGAAUAGAGUAAAGCUUCGUUAUUGUGAUGGCGCCUCAUUUACUGGGGAUAGUGAAGAUGAGACUGCAGAACUGCAAUUCAGAGGACAGCGUAUUUGGGCAGCUGCAAUGGAAGAUUUGAUGUCAAAAGGAAUGCGUUUUGCCAAUCAGGCUCUUCUUUCGGGAUGCUCUGCGGGUGGCCUGGCUACUAUUAUUCAUUGUGAUGAAUUUCGUGGUCUCUUUCCAAGGACCACCAAAGUGAAAUGUCUUAGUGAUGCUGGGUUGUUUCUUGAUGUGAUUGAUGUAUCUGGAGGGCAUACCCUUAGGAAUUUAUACAGUGGUGUUGUAGGAUUGCAGGGAGCACAGAAGAAUCUGCCACAAAUUUGUACUAAUCACCUUGAUCCCAUCUCGUGCUUCUUUCCUCAAAACUUGAUUGCCAGUGUUAAGACCCCGCUAUUCAUUCUUAAUGCUGCUUAUGAUUCAUGGCAGAUCCAGUCCAGUUUAGCUCCUCCAUCAGCAGAUCCCCAUGGCUAUUGGCAACAAUGUAGAUUAAACCAUGCUAAAUGUACUGGACCACAAAUUCAAUUUCUGCAAGGAUUCAGGAAUCAUAUGCUGAAUGCUAUUAAAUACUUCUCAAGAUCAAAGCAGAAUGGCUUGUUUAUUAAUUCUUGUUUUUCUCACUGCCAAACUGAGAGGCAGGAUACAUGGUUUGCUGACAAUUCUCCUGUUAUUAGGAACAAGGCAAUUGCUCUGGCUGUUGGAGACUGGUAUUUCGAUCGAGCAGGUGUUAAGGCCAUUGAUUGUCCUUACCCUUGUGAUAAUACAUGCCAUCAUCUGAUUUUCAGAUGAGCCAAAUUUCAUCCAUCAUCUCGUUCAUUUUUGCCUUCUUCUGAUCAGUGGAGAUGCUAUUCAAUCAAGUUAUGGAAAACAAUAAAAGAAAAGAGGAAGCUGAUGCAAAUUUAAUCUGUCAACUAUUACCAUGUUGGCGUAAGUACUUUUCAUGUUAGGAAUGCCAUGGUGCAGCAGUGAUCAAAUGUCAUCACUUAGUUCCCUUCUAGCUUGGAACAAAAAGAACGUGUUCCAACAAAGUUUGGUACACUUAGUCAGUAGAUAGUUGUGUUCUUAACUGUCAUAGGAGUUGAUUCAUUAUUGUGUAUGUGAAAAACACUUGACUAGAAAAGGUAAAACUCAUUGAGUAAUUUACGUCUUGUAAGUUGUUUCGGAUACUCAUACCCAACGAAACUGAAAAAAAAAAAAAGGGAUGUGUUUAAAGUGUUAUAACAUUAUUAGCUAAUUUACCAGUGA
Molecule: messenger RNA, 1943 nt
Organism: Glycine soja
Lineage: Eukaryota; Viridiplantae; Streptophyta; Magnoliopsida; Fabales; Fabaceae
Product: pectin acetylesterase 10-like
Exons: 12
Coding region: 225-1487 (420 amino acids)
Biological process (GO): cell wall organization
Cellular component (GO): plant-type cell wall
Molecular function (GO): pectin acetylesterase activity
Source: RefSeq, a predicted model, not a curated record